Wyeomyia smithii (pitcher-plant mosquito) is the source of this 1010-nucleotide messenger RNA. RefSeq names its product protein lin-37 homolog. The record is from RefSeq and is a predicted model, not a curated record. Bases 209 to 892 code for a protein of 227 amino acids. The transcript is spliced from 2 exons. Gene Ontology annotation, cellular component: transcription repressor complex; Myb complex. NCBI's taxonomy places the organism in Eukaryota, Metazoa, Arthropoda, Insecta, Diptera, Culicidae. Gene Ontology annotation, biological process: negative regulation of transcription by RNA polymerase II.
GAAAAAGUUCAUAACGAUCACUAAUACUAAUGCAUCGACGUGAAUAGCAUACCUUGUAGAACUGUCAUCAUACUUGGGUCAACGCCUACUAACUGUUGUAAACAAAAUCGGAAAGAAGCUGGUAAAAAAGCAAGACAAGCGGCGUUAUUUAUUAAUAGGUAGGUACUGGAUUUAUUUUAGCACAGAAUAGUUUGAAUUAGGCAUAUUAAUGUCUAAACGCCGCAACCAGUUAGAUUCCGCGGAAAAACGACGCUCUCUGCAGAAUGUAGCUUUGGCUCGAGGGCGACUUAAAGGCGCACUCCAGCAUGCUGUCCCACAGAGUGAUAACGAUGCAACUGACGAAUCCGAUUCCGAUACGCUAGAUAACGUUGAUCGCGCAUCCAAACGAUUGAAAAGUUCUGCCACCGAUUCGAUUCCCAUACCGCAUCAGUCGUACAUUAUGAAGCUGUUUGAUCGGAGCGUCGAUUUAGCCCGAUUUGAUGAGUCCACCCCUUUAUACCCGAUUUGCCGUGCAUGGAUGCAAAAUCAACCUCGGCUCAACCCGAACCGUACCUUGUUGAUGGUCACUCCGAUCAAACGAGAACGAAAUACCGAAAUGGUUGAACAAUAUCGCAACAAAGAAUUGAAAGAGAUUCGAGCAAUGCCCAAACCAGAACCAGCCAGCUACGCUACGACAAGAAGAUGCCCGUCUCCGUUACCCUCUCAGACGGACGUUUCGAAGGCAAGGAUUGACCUAGCGGCUCCACCGAUUGCCAAAACAACUCUGAUGGCCGAGCACAUGUUUCGCUGGAGUCAGGUUCGCCGCAAAUGGCAGGAGCAUGCAAAAAAUGUGGACAGUCGAUAUUCGGCUAGCUUUAAGUUACUUGAUGCGAUACUUCAAACUAACACGUAGAUUGUAUUUUUUUAUCCAACUGACGGUUUUUAACACAUAGAUAAUAGGUUUUAAAUAUAACACCAUUUUAAACAGUUUUAGAAUGACACAAAAAUUCCAACUUUAUCUGUGGUAUGAU